GGUCGUGAUUACCUUCGUUACGACAAGUCGUAAAUUGAUUUGUGUGUCGAGGCCAAGAUGGUGAAAUUCGGGCUCCAGUUCAAAGCGACUUUGGAAAAUAUCAGCAACGUGCGGCCGGAGGGAGAGGAUUUCCGCUGGUACCUGAAGUUGAAAUGUCAGAAUUGUGGAGAGGUGUCUGAUAAAUGGCAGUAUAUUACGUUAAUGAACAGUGCCCCACUCAAAGGUGGGAGAGGAAGUGCCAGUAUGAUACAGAAGUGCAAGCUGUGUUCAAGAGAGAAUUCCAUUGAUAUUCUGAAGGACACAAUGAAGCCUUACAAUGCUGAUGACAGUGAAAAGUUUAAAACUAUAGUACACUUUGAGUGUCGAGGAUUAGAACCAGUGGACUUUCAACCACAAGCUGGAUUUGCUGCAGAAGGGGCAGAGUCUGGAACAAAAUUUUGUGAGAUUAAUCUGCUGGAAAAGGAUUGGAAUGAUUAUGAUGAAAAAAUUCAGGAAUCUGUGGGAAUCUAUGAAGUCACUCAUCAGUUUGUUAAAAUCUGAACUGGACUCUGACAGACAUUUAACAGCUAAGGAUUCUUUCACUCAAAUGAACUGAGGCAGAGAAGUAAAAACACCACAAUUUCAUCUGGCAUAUACUUACUAGUGAAUCAGUUCAUCCUCGUCUAUCAAGUCAAAGUUUAAGUAUGUUUAAUAAAAAUUAACACCUGGCCAGCUGAAUUAGCAUUGAUGUAGGUUUUGUCAUUCCUGUUCACCUAUGGAAGAUAACUUUUGUUUCACAUGUCUGAGCAUGCUUCUAGCUCCUUAGCUGUGAGGUUACCAGCAGCAUGCCUGGAUAUCAAGUUACAAAGCAUUUUUCCAGGAGCUAACACUUGGUUGCUGAAAGAUUUAUUUGUUAAGUUAAAUUAGAUAAUGUACUUUUAUUUCUGUUUUUUUGUUCAUCCAUGAGCCAAUCAUGUAGAUCUGGGCAUUAUCCAGGCUUGUGCUGAUAUGGAGCAAGUAUCAUUCAUGCCACACAAUGACCAUCUCCAAUUAGAGCAAUCUAACCACUGCUCCUUGACAUUCACUGGUGUUACCAUCAUUGAAACCUACACUGUCAACCUCCUUGGGGUGAUCAUUGACCAUAAACUGCCUCAUAAACACAGUGGCUACAAAAGGCUGGGAAUACUGUGUGAGUAACUUACCUCCUGACUCCCCAAAGCCUGUCAACAAGAGACAAGUCAGAAGUGUGAUGGAAUACUUUCCACUUGCCUGAAUGGGUACAGCUCCAACAACAUUCAAGAACCUUGACGCCAUUCAGGACAAAGCAGCCUGUUUGACUGGCAUCACGUUCACUCCCUCCACCACUGACUCUCAGUAGUAGAUGUAAAUCUACAAAAUGCACUGUAGGGAUUCACCGAAGAUCCUUAAACAGCACCUUCCAAACUCACCAUCACUUCCAGUUAGAAGGACAAGGGUAGAGGAUACCUGGGAAUAUCAUCUGCAAGAUCCCCUCGAAGCUACCCACCAUCCUGAGUUGGAAAUAUAUCCAUGUUCCUUCAGUGCUGUUGUCAAAAUUCUGCAUUUUCCUCCCUAAAACCAUUGUGGACCAACCUACAACACAUGGAUUGCAGCAGUUCAAGAAAGCAGCUUGCCUCCCCACCUUCUCAAAGGCAACAAAUACUAGCCUCCCAGUGACACCUACAUUUCAGAAAUGUAGGAGAAGAUGCACAUUAGCCAAUCAAGCUGAGGACAGUAAGGGAACAGUUGGUGCACUCCCACUGGAACAUAGACACGUUGUCUGAGAUGACUGAUGAUGAUUUAACCCGAUGGUCACCAGGCCUCCAGUGAGGGAAGAGGUUAAGAUGGAAAGUCCUUCUGGAAGCCUCAGUUGGUGCUGGAACUGAACCCACACUGUUGGCAUUACUCUACAUUGCAAACCAACUGUCCAGCCAACUGAGCUAACCCAAAAUUAUAUGAAGAUAAGAUAAGUUGGCCAAUCACAGAUGGUAUGGUCUGUGUUAAUUUUUAAUCAUUUCUUCACAGGAUGUGUACAUCAUUGGUCAAAGCUGAUUUAAUGGCACCUGUGUUAUUGCUGUCGAUUGUUGUAAAACCCCAUCUGAUUCACUAAUGCCCUUUAAGAAAGGAAAUCUGCCAUCCUUACCUGUAGUCUCCAUAUGAUUCCAGACGCAAAACAUAUGGUUGAUUCUUAACUGCCCAGUGGGCAGUUAGGGAUGGGUAAUAAACAUUAGCAGAGCAAA
Messenger RNA from Hemiscyllium ocellatum (epaulette shark), 2237 nucleotides. It is a transcript of the gene czib, whose product is annotated as CXXC motif containing zinc binding protein. Gene Ontology annotation, molecular function: zinc ion binding. NCBI's taxonomy places the organism in Eukaryota, Metazoa, Chordata, Chondrichthyes, Orectolobiformes, Hemiscylliidae. Bases 58 to 540 code for a protein of 160 amino acids. The record is from RefSeq and is a predicted model, not a curated record. The transcript is spliced from 8 exons.